AUGUCAUUUUUUAAAAGAUUUUGCUACUGUUGCUACAGAACAGAAGAAAUCGAGAUAAAUGAAGAAUCUAGAAUCCUCCCAAAAAACAAAGCGUAAUGAAGUAUACAGUGACAACUCUGGAAUACAAAAAUUUGAAUCGCCUUAUACAAUUUUCACUUAAUCUCGUCCAUGGGCAAAAAACCAUUUAAAAAAUUCUAUUUUUUAUAAAAAAAUCACCCUCCUUAGCGAGUAAAAAUUUUUAGGAAAAAAAAAUAUUUUGAUCUAUAAGUGAUAAUUAGUAUAAUCAAAUCUCUAGCUAAUUCUGUUGAAUUCUAAAUAGCUUGCAUUGUAAACAUAAAUUUAAAUUUUAAAUUAAUUUUGCUUUCCAUUAUUUUGAGAAUUUUUUUAAAUUUCGAAAAAAUUUAUUAUUUAAAAUAAUAAUUAACCCCUCUCCAUGAUCGAACAAAAAUUUUUUUGUUCGCUCCGGAGGGGGAGUUAUGGCAUUACUCCGCCUAAUUUGCAUCUGUUUAAGCUGCCUUUGGAUUGGUGUAGAGUUGGGAUCUUAAAAAUUUCAUGUGGGGCAGAGCAUUUGCUGAUGCUGAGCCAAGAAUAUCAGCUCUUCUCAGCAGGAAAUAACAUAUAUGGACAGUGUGCAAGAGAUCCUGAAAAAACUACGACUUAUAAAGAAGAUAACAGAUCAUCCCAAGAGACAGAAUCAUCAAAAUAUAUCAGACUGAAGCCCUUAGUUUUAAGAAAUUCAAAAGUGAUAGAUAUAGCAACUGGCUCUUACCAUUCAUUAGUCCUUGUUAAAGAUUUAGAAGACAGAGUACCAGGAACCAUCUAUACAGUCAUGGCUUUUGGUCAUGAAACAGGCUGUGGGUUUUCUGAUAAAAAGCAUAACCAUGUCCCAACAGAAAUUUUUUCCCGCACCAAAUUUAAAGAAAAUCCUAAAAAUGUUUAUGCGGGUCAAAUGCGUUCAGCCAUUCUUUUAGGUAUCUAAUAAUCAGAAAGUGGGAAAGUACUAAUGGUUGGCGAAUGAUUUAAUGGCUCAAAACAGCGGGAGCUUAAAGAAAUUCCACUGCAUUUAGAAGAAAAUGAUCAAUUAAAAAAAAUUGCAAUUGGGAAAAUGCAUGCGAUUUUUCUGACAAAAAAUGGAAAAACUUAUUCAAUAGGUGAUAACACAUAUGGAGAAAUAGGUUUUUCAAGGGAUACCUAUAAUAAGCAAUUACCUGCAUUAAUACCAUUUUUUCGUGACAUUAAUGCUAUAGAUAUCGCGGCUGGAGCUAGACAUUCUCUUGUACUUGAAGAAACUGGAAAACUUUUUGCGUUUGGUGACAACAGUGAAGAACAGUGUGGACUUGAUACAAAUCGGGCCUAUGAGCCUAUGGAAGUUGAAACUAAAGGAAUUUUAGGCAAAAAAAGUGUGGUGACGAGGUUUAUUUUUUGUGGGGAUGCUCAUUCAGCAGUCGUUACAAGCGAAGGGGAUUUAUUUGCGUGAGGCGAUAACACUGCAGGAAGACUAGGGAUUAAAGGAGGUUUAUCGAUUUAUAGGCCUAGACUAGUUGACGAUUUAAUAGGAAGAAAUAUAUGUGACGUAGCUCUGGGCGGAUUUUUUAGUAUAUUUUUGGUGGGGCCAAAAACUGGGUCAAUUUUGUCAAAAGAAGAAAAUAUUUUGAAAACGAGGAUUUUUGGGACUUUGAUAUCACAUAAUAAUUUAUAAUUAUAAUUUAAGAAUUUGAAAUAUUUUGGAUUGAUGAAAUAGAAUAUUCUAUAGAAAAUUGUAGUAAUAUCUGAUAAUAAAAAUAAAUGAAAUAUAUGGAAGAGAAUAAAUCAAGUAUAA
Molecule: messenger RNA, 1819 nt
Organism: Blepharisma stoltei
Lineage: Eukaryota; Ciliophora; Heterotrichea; Heterotrichida; Blepharismidae
Source: the annotation of a GenBank genome assembly